AUUCCAACACCUGUAACUUAAUUCCCGCGUCACUAAUCUAUCCGUUAAAUUCAUCCUAACGUUACAAUUUCUCUCUCUGCUCCUCAUCUCUUCUCUCCUCUGUAACUCCAUCAAUCAAACAAGAAGAAGAGAAAAGCGAGAAAGUUUAGGGCAAUUUUUUAAAAUCCCAAACUACCCCUGUAGAAAUGGGAAAACUCUUGUGUGAUUCUGCUUCUACGAUUACUGAAUCACCGGUUGCUCUUCCAUGGAGAGAACCACCACCACCGCCUGCAGAGGCCACUUCUUCGUCUUCUUCUUCAUUUGUAUCUUUAAAAGAUACUGCCGAAAAUACCCCUGUCGAUGAAGAAGAAGAGGCAGGAGAGAAAUAUAGUUGGUUUACUGUUAGCGGAUUAGAAGAACAACAGAAAAGGUAUUUACAGAAGCUUUACAAUAAAGGGGUUUUAUGGAAAUGCAAAAAUUUGGAAGAAUCAAUGGUAUUUAGAUUGUCACAUGGUGGAGAUGUGGAAGCAGAUGGGAAUUGUUUAUUUACAGCUUCAGUGAAAGCGAUGGGUCUGGAUUUGGAUAUGGAUUCUAGAGAGUUGAGGAGACGAACUGUGAAGAGAUUUUUGGAGGAUUUUGGAUCUGAUGGUAAUGGAUUAGACAGAGUGACGAUUGAUAGUGUAAUUAAACACUUGUAUUGUCCAGAUCUGAAAACUGGGUGGGGGAUUCAUGUUGUUCAAGAGAUUAAAUUGUUAGCUAGGAAAGAAGAUCGGUGCAGUUUGGAUCUUGCUAUUAAAGAACUUGUUGAUUUAGGCUUACAGAGGGAAGUUGCAGCAGAAUCGAUAUAUAAGGAAAGAUGUAUUGCAGUUGAAGAUGGACAGAAUUGGGCUAAAUACAUGUCAAUAUCAGGUUCUGCUGAAGAUGAGUAUGAUAUUAUCACUUUGCAAUAUACAGAAGAAGGAUUACUAAGUGUCGAUGAGAAUUUCGAUGGUCGUGCUGCUGCAUUUGGUGAUGAUAUUGCUAUUGAAAGUCUUGCAACUGAGUUUAAUAGAGAGAUUUUUGUUGUGCAAUCUCACGGGUCUGAUGCAAUGGUUGAUGAGGAUAAUUGUGUCUUCUUCCUGCCUCAUUGGCCUAGAAGCCAAGUUCGUGGUCCUCCAUUUUUUCUCUUUAUGAAGGGAACAGGUUGGUGUGGUGCUGGAGCAGAUCACUAUGAACCCUUGAUAGCUCAUACCAGUCCGCUUGUAUCCCCGGAGAAUGCUGCUGUUGUACUUUGAGGAUAAAUUAUCCUGCAAUUUUGUGCCGUAGAGGUUGAUUAGAGUUAGGGUUCUACUUUUCCCUGCAAUCUAGUUAUUGCGAUUCUUUUGUGUUUAUGGAGCAUUUCCAUUGCAUAUCAUCCAGUUUUUAGCAACAUAGCUUUUGUUUGUGUUUACUCUAACUUGCAGGUCGAUGUGCCUGCACUUAAGAACCCCCCCUGUUGUCUUGCCCCCUUUUGGUUGAAUUCCAUGAGAGUUUAUUGAGUUAUAGAGCUCAUUUUUGUCCUUGUACUUUAUGGUUGGAACAUUUUGAAUGCUACCCAUAUUUUGUAUCUUCGGCAAUUUUUCAUUCUAUAUGAAAUGGUAGAAGUGAUUUUUUGGCUAA
Messenger RNA from Papaver somniferum (opium poppy), 1617 nucleotides. RefSeq lists its product as uncharacterized. The transcript has 4 exons. Lineage: Eukaryota; Viridiplantae; Streptophyta; Magnoliopsida; Ranunculales; Papaveraceae. The coding region runs from base 186 to 1253 and encodes 355 amino acids. The record is from RefSeq and is a predicted model, not a curated record.